UCGGACAUAGUUUCGAAGCAUUUCGUAUAAUUCUUGCUUUGAAGGCAAAACAGCAAAUGAAUAAAAAGUGAAUAAAAUUAAAAACAUAAAUUUUACGUGGAUUUCGUUCUGCAGUGAUACAAAAAGUUUUGAUUCAAAGAAAAAUAAGAAAAAAGUUUUACCGAAAAUAAAUAGUGAAUACAAAAGAAAAAUAUAAGAAAAUUUGCAAAAAUGUCAAGUGCGGUUAUGAUAAUGCUCGACAGCAUUUAGUGGACUCGGUAUGUGGUCUCGUUUAACAUCUAGACAGUGGAUUAAGUUAUUGUCGUCGACAUACACACAUUGAGAUAAUGCCAAAAAAAGGUUAAUAAAGUUAUCGACUUCGUGAAAUACAAAAAAAAUAUACUUUGAGUGGUUGUUGUUGUUAUAAUAUUCCAAUACACGAAACGAAAAAAGAUUAUUUUUCGAAAAAAGGAAAAAAAAAAUAAAAGGGAAAAUAAAAAUAACCAUUACUGUAUUUUUUCGCACACUUACAAGAAAAAAAAUAGACAAAAAUCUGUGUCGAAAAGUGGAUUUGAGGGUGUGGAUUUCAAUAAACAAAUUGGGAUUUGUCAUAAAAUACAUGUCCUUGUGUUGUCGUUAGUCUUCUUUCUAUUGUCGUUGAUCUGCAUUGUGAAGCUAAACAUUUCGUAAAGCAAGAAAAAAAGUCAAUAUAGACACAAGUGUAGUGCGAAACUCUUCUCUUCAUGGUUCACGUACAACGCACAAGAAAAAUAUAAAUGUCUAAGGAAAGUUUUCCCUCAAGUCAAAAAGAAGAAAACGAAGAAGAAGAAAAAAAGUGUCUGUGAGCAGGGGUGUGAGAAAGUAAUAAUAAUACAUAUAUACAAAAUAAUAAUAAUAAAAAAAAUAAAACAGAAGAAUGUUGAACCAGCAGCACCCAGCGAAAGAAAAGUGAACUUGUACAUCAAACAUUGGAUAUAUAAAAAAAAACGUGAAGCAAAAUAAAGACGAGAAAAAUAUUUCAAGCACGCAUCCUUCCUCAUAGAGAGAGAAAAAAAAACUCUUGUAGGAUUUUUCAUGUGAAACACAGUGGAUGCAGUUUAUAAAACAAUACACACACACAAAAAAUAAAGUAAAAUAUUGUGCCGCAUUUAUUUAAAAGUCAUUCUGGUGGAAAAAAUACAGCGCAGAAUAACACGUACUUUUAAAAACAUUAAUUACGUAAAUUGUUUGUGAAUUGUGAGUGUGAUAGCACACAACACAAGGAAGAAAAUUUUAAAAAUUGUGCAACAAAAAAUAAAACAACGAGAAGAGACGAAGAAAUAAUUUAUUUUUACAUCCUCGUUAGAUCACUUGAAUAAAGUUUACACAUAUUAUCAACUUAUGGUGUUACUCUGGUGUAAUAUGAAUGAAAUAAAGUUGUGAACACGAAACGACUAAAAAAAAAUCAAGUGAAUCCAGUGAACCCGAUUAUGUUGAUGUUGAUUAAUUAUCAAAAGUUCAGCAAAAAACAUCUUUAAUAACGACAUAAUGGGUGGAAUUUUGAGAUUAAUACAACUGCUUCUACACAAUUUGCUGCUCUUGCUAAGUGCUACUUAUGCAUUGACGGGAGAGACACCAUCAUCAUAUUGGGAGACGCCAUUUGCCCAGCCGUACUUUGAUAACACAACAAAACGUGAAAUUACCGCAACCGUAGGACAAUCAGCACUUUUAAACUGUAGAGUACGGAAUUUAGGUGAUAGAGCAGUAACGUGGCUACGAAAACGCGAUUUGCACAUUUUGACAGUUGGCAUCUUGACGUAUACGAAUGAUCAGCGAUUCCAGUCGCUGCACACAGAGGGCUCUGACGAAUGGACAUUGCGGAUAACGACGCCACAGCCACGCGAUUCCGGCACCUACGAAUGCCAAGUUUCGACAGAACCAAAAAUUAGUCAAACAUUCCGGUUGAAUGUUGUUGUUUCCAAGGCGAAAAUUCUCGGCAACUCGGAAUUAUUUAUCAAAAGUGGUAGUGAUAUAAAUUUAACAUGUGUUGCAUUACAAGCGCCAGCACCACCAUCUUUUAUUUAUUGGUACAAAGGUGGACGGGUAAUUAACUAUUCGCAACGUGGUGGUAUUUCAGUAUUAACAGAACGCCAAACGAGAACAAGUAAAUUAGUUAUAUCACGUGCGAUGCCAACUGAUUCUGGUAAUUAUACAUGUUCACCCAGUGCUUCAGAUUCAGCAUCAGUAUUAGUCCAUGUAAUAAAUGGUGAACAUCCUGCGGCGAUGCAGCAUGGGAAUAGUAGUGCAACUAGUUUUCUAUUAAAUAAUUAUAAAACAUUAGGUUCAAAUUUACUAUUAUUAUCGUCGACGAUAACAACACUGUCGUUAGUCUUGCCAGUAUCAUCAUUUUUAUGUUUAACAAUUUCGACAAUAUUUAUCGGGGCAAAUGCUUUUAGGUGAUUCAUGUUUACAGAUAAUUUGUUUUGCGUCACAUAUUAUGUAGGACUUUAAAUGUGUAAGUGAGCAACACAAUUUUUUUUUCAAUUAUUUGUUGUUGCGCGCGAGAGAAACAAAAACAGACAGAAUUCUACUAGGUACUAUUAUAAAACAAUGUUUAGGCUACAAAAAUAAAUAAAACGAGCGAUGGCAAGUGUAUGAAUGUGUUAGAGUCCCACAUUAUUUAUAGUUUUUAAUAUUAUUAUUAUUAUAAAUAAGAGUAUUAAGCAUAAUAUUAAUAAUAAUGAUAGGAUAAUUAAGUAUACUUAGG
Messenger RNA from Culicoides brevitarsis, 2725 nucleotides. RefSeq names its product protein sidekick-1-like. Gene Ontology annotation, cellular component: neuron projection membrane. The record is from RefSeq and is a predicted model, not a curated record. The transcript is spliced from 6 exons. Gene Ontology annotation, biological process: synapse organization. Bases 1507 to 2418 code for a protein of 303 amino acids. NCBI's taxonomy places the organism in Eukaryota, Metazoa, Arthropoda, Insecta, Diptera, Ceratopogonidae.